This is a messenger RNA of Ipomoea nil (Japanese morning glory), 1518 nucleotides long. Its product is annotated as zinc-finger homeodomain protein 5-like. Gene Ontology annotation, biological process: regulation of developmental process; regulation of DNA-templated transcription. The record is from RefSeq and is a predicted model, not a curated record. NCBI's taxonomy places the organism in Eukaryota, Viridiplantae, Streptophyta, Magnoliopsida, Solanales, Convolvulaceae. Gene Ontology annotation, cellular component: nucleus. The transcript is spliced from 2 exons. Bases 413 to 1297 code for a protein of 294 amino acids. Gene Ontology annotation, molecular function: transcription cis-regulatory region binding; DNA-binding transcription factor activity.
ACCCUCGAGUUGUUUCCCACUCAUCUCCAACCCACCCCCCCAUCUCGUCAACCAAACACCCCUUUACGCACUCAAUGACACUGCUUUGUUACCUUAGCCUCACAAAUCUGAAACAUAAUAUUAGAUUCAUCUCAGGCAACCAACCUGUCUCCUGUUUGAUCCACUGAAACACACCACUUUUCUUUUAAGUAAACCACCACUGUACUCCCCCCCUCCCUCCAUCCCCUUCUUUAUUCUCCCUUCCUUCUCUUCUAGAGUUCUAGAUUCGAGAUCUCUCUCUCUCUCUCCCUCUCCCCAAAAAAAAAAAAUCUUUUCUUAAACCCUAAUUUAACUCCAUCAUCAUCUCCCCAGAUCAUGCUAAUUAAGCUGCUGCUGCUGCUCCACUGCUUCCAACUUCAAUUCUGAGUGGUAAAUGAUGGCAUUAACUGGAGAGGAUAAGGAGAUAAGAAUGUCAGACUCGCUGGCCGGCUACAACCCGCUUGAGGAUUUGGAUCAGGCGCAGGCGGCGCAGGAUCUUCAGCACGGCGGCCACGAGAACAAGUACGCCGGUGCAACCAAUAUUUCCCCCGCCGCCGCCGGAGGCGGCGGCGGGGUAUUUAAGUCCAAGCUGAGCACCACCGCGGGAGCGCCGAGGGCAAGGUACCGGGAAUGUCUUAAGAACCAUGCGGCAAGCAUCGGAGGGAACGUGACGGACGGGUGCGGCGAGUUCAUGCCCAGCGGCGAAGAGGGGACGCUGGAAGCGUUGAAGUGCGCCGCCUGUAACUGCCACCGGAACUUCCACCGCAAAGAACGCGGCGGCGGCGGCGGAGAUGGUAUCAUAGUGGUGCACCCGCUUCAACUCCCGGGUGGUCCGCCUAUGCCCUCCCCGUCAUCCAUCAACCACCACCGGAAUACCCCCUGGGGUGCCCCCACCUCCCUCGCCGCCCAGCCGGUGAAAAUGGCCUUCGGCAGCGGCGGCGGCAGCGCCGCCACAGACUCCUCCAGUGAAGAGCUGAAUUUCAACGCCUACCAUUCCUCCUCCGCCAUUCCUUCCCAGUCCGGAUUGAUUCUGGCCAAGAAACGAUACCGAACAAAGUUCUCGCAAGAACAGAAAGACAAGAUGUUGGAGUUCGCGGAGAAGUUAGGGUGGAGAAUCCCCAGAGAAGACGACACUCAACUGCAAACAUUCUGCGCCGAGGUCGGAGUGAAGAGACAAGUUUUUAAGGUUUGGAUGCAUAACAACAAAAAUUCCGCCAAGAAGAACACUCCCCAACAAGAACAAGAUCAUCAACAACCACCUGGUAUUGCCGGAAUUUAAUCAAUUCGCCUCUUAAUUGCUUCCAUAAUCCUAUUAAUAGGUGCAAAUCAUCAUUGAUCAUUAGUUCAUGGUGGGCAGGCCAGCUUUCAUGAUAUAUAUAAAUAUAUAUAUGUAUGUAACAUUCGUAGAAUGCAUGCAUGAGAUGUUUGUUUAAUUAAUUAUGCACAAUUCUUGCCAUCUAUAUUUCCUUGAAAUUAAAGCUGCACCUUCUUACAUCUUAA